GCUAUUAAUAAAUUAUCGUCUAGAAACAUUUUAUUUAUAUAAAAGGCUAUGCCGACUGCCGAGCCCCGAGCUGGCCCGAGCAGAUCGAUUUGAAAAAUUUUUAUUUUACAUUGAUCAGUUGAACUAAUUCGUGGCGCUCAUUAGGAAAACGGCGUACUAGUAUAAUAAACCACUAAACCUGUAAAGUUAUGUCUGAUGAAAUAGAGAAUGAACGUUCACGUCUUUUGAAUAAAUGUUCGGGAGGUGAUAUCCAGGGCAAUCAAACUUCUGAUGAAAUUUUCCCAGAAAUGCACGAAGAAAAUCGUGAACACGAACAUGCUACCACCAAUCUUGAAACUUUUAUGCAUUUGAUUAAAGCUAAUAUUGGCACUGGAUUACUUGGCCUUCCUGUUGCUGUCAUGAAUGCAGGUGUUGUGGUUGGUCCAAUUUGUCUUGUGAUUAUGGCCAUAAUUGCUAUUCACUGCAUGCAUCUCCUCGUUCAGAGCUCUCAUAGCUGGUGUAAAGCGAAAGGAAGGUCAAGCAUGAGCUUUGCAGAUGUUGCUGAAGAAUGUGUAAGGACGCGAUACCCAGGGAAAGGAUGGAUUGGAAGGAUGGUUAUCAAUACAUUUCUGAUAAUAACUCAACUUGGGUUUUGCUGCAUAUAUGUGCUAUUUGUUGGACGAAAUUUAGAACAAAUCCUGGAUGAUUAUUCUUCGUUUAACGUUUCUAUAACGAUAUGGAUUUUAAUAAUUACACCGUACUUUAUCGCCUUCUCGUUCAUCAAAAAUCUCGACGCUUUAUCCUGGCUGUCUUUGAUCUCGAAUAUCUUUAUUGUCUCAGGAGUCAUUUGCAUAUUCGUUUUCUUAUUUUUGCAUUUAAAUAAUCCACUAAAUCUCCCAGCAUUUGCUGGGAUCAAGACGUUUCCAUUGUUCUUUGGUGUCGCUGUGUACUCGUAUGAAGGAAUUGGAUUGGUACUUCCACUCGAAAACGAGAUGAAGAAACCAUCCGAUUUUCCCAACAUUCUCACCCUGAGUAUGCUAUUUGUAACAUUCCUCUACGUUUCCAUGGGUUUGUUUGGUUACAUGAUGUGUACGGAUGAUUGCAAAGGAAGUAUCACGCUAAACCUCGGUGACAGCGCGUUUGCGACUGCUGUGAAAUGUUUGAUAACAUUAGGAAUAUUCUUGACUUACUUCAUUCAGAUUUACGUUCCGUUGAAUAUUUUUGAAUCUUGGUUUCUAAGACGUGUCUUCAAAGGAGAAACUCUGUUCAAAAGUUUCAUAUUUCGAGCUCUCGUAGUAAUCUUUACUGCAAUUCUGGCUUCCGUCAUACCACAGCUGGAUAAUUUUAUUGCCCUCGUCGGUGCUAUGAGCAGUUCAGCUUUAGCAUUAGUAUUCCCACCAAUAUUCCACUCCCUGUCGUGUCCUGGUCUCUCCCGUCUUACACAUAUUAAAAAUAUUGCUAUCGCUGUCUUUGGAAUAGUGGGAGGAAUAUUUGGGACAAUAAUGUCUGUUAUUAAUAUAGCCAAGGAUUAUAAUUAAAAUUCGACUGCUAAUGGCGUAAUAUACUUAACUAAAUAUUAUAUCGUGCAGUGGUAAAAAGCUUCAUGAUAUUUUACUUAUUUAUGAUAUUACCAUAGAAAUAAUAGAUCUAUUAUUUCUAUGGAUAUUACACAUAUUUUAAAAACGCGGUGAACAAAUAUGUUGACAAAUGUACAGAAAUUUAGGCGUUAACAAUCAUACAACGUAUUUUUUCCUCUAAUAAAAUAACAUUAAUUCGAGUUUUUUUCGUCGGAUUCCCCUGCUUUCAAGUGUUCGCCACCAGGUUGAAAUCCGAGCUCGCUCGACCAAUCAGUGCAUGGCUAUUUUGAUAAUCACCUGGGUAUUACAAUAUGUAUCUGUUCGAAUGUUUUAAGGUCUAUUUCUAUAGAAAUUAAAUUUACAAUUCAUGAGUUCGUUACCAUAUUACUUUCUCUCCAAUUUAUCCUUUUAAUCGAGCAACGUGUGUUUACACAAUUAUUCUGUUACGUCCGUUAUCUGGGAAACUGGGAUAAUUUUAAUUGCGAGCAUGUCAAAAGAUUUUACUGAGGUGGAAAGUAUUUUUAUCACAUUAAUUGCAUGAUUCAAGGGUUAGUGAUUUAACAAUGAGUGAUUGAAACUACUUAGAGCAAGUCCGUUAAGAUCAGCAAUCUUGUGACAACUUGCAAAAAAGUACGAACCAAGAUUCCUAAUCGUAGCUUAACUUCAAGGAUUUAAUUCGUCAUGUACUUCGUUCUUUAGUCCGAAUCCUAUGGCAGCCUAGUAGACCACGAUAGGCAGGGCUAGCGUUAUCGUAAAAAAAUUGUUUCAUGAUUUUCUAUGUAUUCAUUCCUAUGGCAGCCUAGUAGACCACGAUAGGCAGGGCUAGCGUUAUCGUAAAAAAUUUGUUUCAUGAUUUUCUAUGUAUUCAUAUUUCUAAUUAGGUAAGUUAGACCUAAAAUUAUUUAUUGUGGAU
Dendronephthya gigantea is the source of this 2469-nucleotide messenger RNA. Its product is annotated as proton-coupled amino acid transporter 1-like. Gene Ontology annotation, cellular component: vacuolar membrane. Bases 189 to 1517 code for a protein of 442 amino acids. Gene Ontology annotation, biological process: amino acid transmembrane transport. The record is from RefSeq and is a predicted model, not a curated record. Gene Ontology annotation, molecular function: amino acid transmembrane transporter activity. NCBI's taxonomy places the organism in Eukaryota, Metazoa, Cnidaria, Anthozoa, Malacalcyonacea, Nephtheidae. The transcript is spliced from 9 exons.